Rotaria sp. Silwood1 is the source of this 882-nucleotide messenger RNA. Lineage: Eukaryota; Metazoa; Rotifera; Eurotatoria; Philodinida; Philodinidae. The record is from the annotation of a GenBank genome assembly.
AUGAAUUUGCCAAUUGGAUUAAAAUUCGAUCGUUCUCACAAUUUAAUUGUGGCUGAUGCAUCAUAUCAUAAAGGUGUAUUAUUUGAAGAAGAAAAUACAAAUUUAGUACUUAGCUGCAUCAACGACAACAACAGUAUUACACCAAAGUGUUCAGAACGAAGUCUGAUGGAUACGUCUAACAUUGAACCAUUAGAAAAUACAAAUAUGCCAGAAAAUGUAUUAUGUUCGAAUAUAACAUUAAAUUUUGAUGAAGAUGACGACGAUUUCGAUUUGCAAAUAUUUGAUCAAUGGUCUUCUUCUUGUUUACUAAAUAAUAAACUAUCCACUGUCUAUCGUGGUCAACAACUUUUUCAUGACGAUAUGAUACGAUUACAAUCACUUGCUGGGCAACACAUUACAAUGAGCCAGUAUAUAUCGACAACAAAAGAUAUUCAAAUAACAGAAAUGUUUGCAGGUGAGGGACAAGGUCGACCUCAUUUCGAAUCAAUUCUCGUUUUUAUUCGUCUUGGUCAUUUAGUAAAACAUCAUCCACCAGAACAACUUUAUUAUUACCAAUCUGUACUAUCAAUAAUACCCUCAAAUGAAUCAGCUCUUCUAGAAGUUGGUGAUUGGGCUAUACGAAUGCGUUGUAUUUCGAGUGUUAAUGACUGGACAUCUGUACUUUUGAGCAUUUAUCGUCAAACAGUAUUUCAUAUCCAUGGUGAUCUUAGAAAACAAUUACAUCGUGAACUCGCUCGGAUAGACGAGGUACGUGGUGGUUUUCAUUUAGCUAAAAUGCAUUGUCAUGAUGCAUUAAAAUUCACAAAUAAUUGUGUAGAAAGACAACUGAUAUUGAGCGACUUAGAACGACUUAACGAAUGUUACUCCAAAUAUGAUCAAUAA